Molecule: messenger RNA, 615 nt
Organism: Heteronotia binoei (common prickly gecko)
Lineage: Eukaryota; Metazoa; Chordata; Lepidosauria; Squamata; Gekkonidae
Gene: S100A1
Product: S100 calcium binding protein A1
Exons: 3
Coding region: 123-407 (94 amino acids)
Molecular function (GO): calcium ion binding
Source: RefSeq, a predicted model, not a curated record
ACAAGUCAGUAGCGAGAUCCCAGGCAGAGAAGGCCGGCCAGGUGAGAACGCACCAGAGAGCAAGACAACCAGAGGCAAGCUUGGUUCAGUUCCUUCAGCGGGCCGCCUCCUUCUCCACAACGAUGUCAUCUCAGCUGGAAAGCGCGAUGGAAGGCCUCAUUGCCGUCUUCCACAACUACUCCGGCAAGGAAGGCGACAAGUACAAGCUGAGCAAGAAGGAGCUGAAGGAGCUGCUGCAGAACGAGCUCAGCGAUUUCCUGGAGACUCAGAAGGACACGAGCGCCGUCGACAGCAUCAUGCACGACUUGGACGAGAACGGCGACGGGGAAGUGGACUUCACGGAGUUUGUAACCAUGGUGGCUGGCCUGACCGUGAUUUGCAACGCAUUCUUCUGCGAGGAGGCAUGAGGUGUUCGGAGAAGGCUGCCGGCAGGCCCAACCCGGGAGCUGCUGCCUCACAGCGCCCCGAUCGCACCCGGCCAUCUCCCUCCCAGGCUGCCUGCUACUCCUGCAGCUUCCCCCCUCCCUCCCACUGCUUGGCAUCAUGUGAGCACCUCGAGGUUUCCAAUAAUCAACCAUUGUGAUGGCCUUGCUUAUUAAAGCCACUUCACCUGCA